This is a messenger RNA of Aspergillus nidulans FGSC A4, 1428 nucleotides long. RefSeq lists its product as uncharacterized. The record is from RefSeq and is a predicted model, not a curated record. The transcript is spliced from 5 exons. The coding region runs from base 1 to 1428 and encodes 475 amino acids. Lineage: Eukaryota; Fungi; Ascomycota; Eurotiomycetes; Eurotiales; Aspergillaceae.
AUGGUCGAGGAUUUUCGGUUCAUUUCGAUACAAGUUAAUGACCACGCAAAGGACAAGGCGUCACAGCGUCAAGCGCGCUCUCACGCGGUCAAGAGAGCGCUGGAAAGGAAACGUAAACAGCAGCAACUUUCCAGGGCCAAUUUUAUCAUAAAAACAUUUAAAGACCGCGAUCUCGAUAAAUCCGGCAGGACAGAGACACCAUGUACAGUCACUAGCUCCAGUCUAGCUCCAGUUGUGUCCCACCUCUCAGGGGCUCUGGAUCCGUUCCAGACCCUUGCAGUGAAUUCAUCAAGGCUGCAGGCGUUACUUGGUGAUUACAGGGCCAGGCAGGCACCGGAGCCGGUCUUUAGCGUAGCCCAGGAACUUGCUUUUCAGAGUUUUCGCUCGGUCUUCCGAACCGGUUUCGAUGAUCCCGCUCUUAUCAAUGCUGUAAUGCUAGCCCUCGCGUAUGCAGUCACCGGCGGGAACCUUGAUCGGGAGUGCCUGCGGUACCAGGGUCAGGCGAUUACAUAUAUCCGUGAGCGGAUGGCUUCUGAGGACGACGCGGCUUCGGAGGCGACUAUUGGGGCUAUAUUGCUGAUCGCUGGAGUGGCGGCUCGCCUCGGAUUGACAUAUCAGGUGGAACUGCAUAUGGGCGCAGUGCAGCAGCUCCUCAAGAUCUGCCAGAGAAAGAGUGUCAAUCUGACUGCUGGAAUCAAGCGAGCCAUUUUCUGGUCAGCUUACCUACUGACCAUAUCAUCUCUGCGCAGGCAAGACCUGAACUCGACCCUUCUCGCAGGCUCCAGGCGCAUAGUCGACCACACCACAUUCGCUGUUCUUCUCUGGACACGGAAUGCAUUCGCUUCAAGCGACUAUCGUCUUCCUCCGGGAUUCCAGUCCCGGUCACAUAUGUUCGGUAAGAAGUUUACUGCUGUGCUCGAAGAUCUCCACGCUCUGCAAUGCAUGCGGAAUGUCCCUCAACAACAGAAAGCCGAUGCAAUGGUCAUGCUCCAUAUUAACAAUCACACCGCAUCUGUCCAAUCCCGUCUUAUUGCGCUAUCAGACCUAUCCCGGUUGCAAGAUUGUUGUCGCCUAGCGGCGUGCUUAUGUUCCGUGACGCUGUGCUGUAAGGUUUGGUGUGAGCUGGUGAUUCCGUCCCACAUUUCAUCCCAGCUCCUUAUCCAAAUUCGGGAGGCGCGAUAUGCCGACCCCGUGAUAUGGAACGGUGAUACCAACUCUGAUUUACUCGUCUGGCUACUCUAUAUUGGCGGCUCAUUUGCUCCAAAAGGGGUAGUUCGCUCGGGCUAUCUGGAACUGCUUGCCCCUUAUUCCUACUUUUCGUGGCCGGAACUACAUGACCAUAUGAGACAGUUCUUCUGGUCCGAUCACGCUUUCUUGGCGCCAGUUAGAGCGCUGUGGCGCGAGAUGUCGCAGAUUCACUUCCGGUGA